This is a messenger RNA of Anopheles cruzii, 1623 nucleotides long. Its product is annotated as transmembrane protein 209. The transcript is spliced from 5 exons. Lineage: Eukaryota; Metazoa; Arthropoda; Insecta; Diptera; Culicidae. Gene Ontology annotation, cellular component: membrane. Bases 1 to 1623 code for a protein of 540 amino acids. The record is from RefSeq and is a predicted model, not a curated record.
AUGCUCAGCAGGCCCGGAUCUCCGGGACAACGAAGUCCCAUCGUCUCGCGGACGCUAACGCUAAAUUUGAGCAAAAAACGGUCCAAGGAAUGGCUGUGCUGGGGAACGAUGAACGUACUGUUGCUCUCGGUGCUUCUGUUCGACAUUUCCAACAAGUGUCCGUACUCGUUUUCGCCCUGGUACUACGUUGAGUAUGCGGCGGCCGCUAUACUCGCCUGCAGUAUGACCUAUUACUACGCGCAGUACUUCUUCUACCUCUUCGGAACGGAACCAAUAAAAGGCACCGAGCAGCAGCGUCAAAUGCUGCAGGUAGCCACGGACGACAAUUCCUUCAUCACGACGCCACGGCAAACGAAAAAACCCACCAGUGCGGAAGCUUCGCCCGUGACCGUUUCCACGUCACUGUUGUACUCACUGAACAAAUCGGCGGACCAUGCGGUGACCCCGCCACCACCGGGUUGGCCGAACAACCGUCGUGCCAAUACACCACCGCGGCAACAGUUGUCACCACAGGAUCGGAACAGUUCAUACGACGGCCAAACACAAAAUGUUAGCGCCGGAUCGCCGGGCAUGUUUUCAACCACUAUGCGAAAGCUGGCCAUUCCGAGUGACACCAUCGUCGAUGAGCAACAGUUGGACAGUUUUUUGAAUAGGGAAGGCUCACUGGACAAAAUGAGUCAUUCGUACAAGGAACACAUGAACAUAUCCGAUGCGUUGAUGAAUUCUUUUUACGGCCGCUCGCAGAUGUACGACAUGGCCACUUUGCUGAAAAACUCCGUGUACCAACUGUCGUCGUCGGUCACACCGAGCAAACAGCUUGCCAAGGAGCAUGAAACGGGCGCGUACAACGCCUUCAUGGACGGCAGCCCGGAAGGGUUGAAGAAAGUGUCGACCACACAGCUGUCUAACUACGUAGGCAAUCUGCGAAUGUGGAUAUCGCUCACGAUUCUACAGCGCAUCGAAGAGGAGGUUAACCUUGCGGACCAGGCGUUCAAGAGCCGAGGCUUUGCCGACAUUCAGAUCGGAGCCAUCGGGUUGGAGCGGCUGAAGAAGACGGCCGAGAAUCAGCAGCUCGUUUCGCUGUACAUACCGCGGUUGCCGCUGUUGAUUCCGUUCCUGGAAAUGAGCACCAACCAGGAGUACCUGGUGCAGCGUAUCAAAGACCUGUCGAAGGGUAGCUGCAUAGCGGACUAUCGCUGGAACUCGGGUGCCAGCUACAAGGGUCUUUCCUGGGACGAACACCUGCCAACCGAUUCCGCAAUCAUCUUCCACCUUUUUUGCACCUACCUAGACAGCCAAUUGCGUCCACUACCGCAGCCCGGUGGCCGCCCCUUCUACAACCGGUACGUGGUGGUGGGCGACAAGAAAUCCUCCAAAGAAACGUUGGCCGAGGUGAGCGGGAAAAACAAGGCAAAAUGUGCCAUCCUCUGUACCAAUCCGAUGAAACCGAAGCUGAACUUUGUUUCGGAUGAUAAAAUCCAUAGCUGCGCUUACGACCGAAAUAAUUUGUUCUACGUCAUCAUUCAGUUUUUAAUCUACAUGAAAACACACCACGAAAGCUCGCUGGAAGGUAUCAAUCUGGGACGGAGUGGAAUCAAUAUACUCUGCUGUAUCGAAGACUGA